Molecule: messenger RNA, 2539 nt
Organism: Cloeon dipterum
Lineage: Eukaryota; Metazoa; Arthropoda; Insecta; Ephemeroptera; Baetidae
Product: zinc finger protein Noc-like
Exons: 2
Coding region: 182-1570 (462 amino acids)
Biological process (GO): negative regulation of DNA-templated transcription
Cellular component (GO): nucleus
Source: RefSeq, a predicted model, not a curated record
GCACGCGCUUCGAAGGCGGCCAGUCAGUCAAGCGAGCACCGUCAGCCGGAACACGUUAACGGAACCGCACCGCUCCUCGCCAUACAGCCGACGUGCGUCACUCGCUCGUUUCAGUGCCAACCCUUGAAAGAACUGAAAGUUCGGUGCUUCGAUGGUUUAAGUGCUUGUGUCCUGCGCGAAAAUGCUGACCUCGAGUAGCAACGCGUCCAACCAGUACCUGAGGCCCGAGUACCUCACGCCUCUGCCCACUACGUUGGACGCCAAAAAGAGUCCCCUGGCGCUUCUGGCGCAGACCUGCAGCCAGAUCGGUGCCGACUGUCCCAACACAAAGCCGCUGCUGCCGCCGCUGGACAAGAGCCACAAAAAGUCCGAGUCGCGGGACAAAGUGUCCCCUGCGACAAACGACAGCAGCAGCAACAGCACGACGUCAGCCUCCAAGUCGGUGGCCAGUUUCAAGCCGUACGAGACGACCAAGGAAGUGGACGUCAGCGGCCGUUGCUCGACGGGCCGCUCCAAGACGCCGCAGUCCUCGAAGAGCGUCACCCCCAAUAACAACAACAACAACACGAUCGUGGCGUCGGCGAACGGUCCGACGACGACCCGCUCGCCGACCACGUCGCCGGCCGCCAGGAAAACGCCCUCCGAGGGCAAGGAGCGGACGAGCCCCGUGAGCAGCAAGGCCGCCGCCUUCUCCAGCCUCAUCACCGGCGAAUCCAAGGACUCGACGCCCUCGGGCUUCAAGCCGAGUCCCCCCAGCAGCAGCAGCAGCGCUGCCGCCCUGGCGGCGGCGGCCGCCGCGGCCGCCUCGAUGCCGCCGGGCUUCCUGGGCUACCCGCACCUGAACGACCUGGCCCUGAGCAGCCUGAUGUUCGGCAAAGCGCACCCUGGGCUGAGCCCCUACCUGAGCUACUCGCGCAUGAAGACCCCGGGGGCCGAGCACCUGAUGCAGGUGUGCCGCGACCCUUACUGCACGGGCUGCACCCUGAGCUCGCACCUGCUCAAAGGUGGCGCCACGCCGUCGUCGACGCCGACGCCGACGACGCCCACGUCGACGGCGUCCACCGCGCCCAGCUGCCCAAGCGGCUGCGUCACCUGUGAUCACCAGAAAGGUGCGGGCAGCCCUUCGUCGGCGCUGGGGGCGGCGGCGGCUCUGUCCCUGCCGCACCUCAACCCCCUGCUCGCGUCGCCGUACGCGUCGCCGCUGUCGGCACACCUUCCCUACGUGUGCAACUGGAUCGCGGGCGACAACUACUGCGGUAAGCGGUUCACCUCGAGCGAGGAGCUGCUGCAGCACCUGCGCUCGCACACCAACCUGACCGAAUCGCUGAGCGCCUCGAUGCAGUCGCACCCCCUGCUCGCUAGUCAUGCCGCCGCCAUGGCUGCCCUGCACCGCACCUACCCCACGCCCCCGCUCAGCCCGCUGGCGGCCGCCAGGUACCACCCGUACUCGAAGCCGCCGCUGCCGCCGUCUCUGUCGGCCGCGUUCCCGCUGCACCCGCACCCUGGCGUGCCGCCCUACUUCUCGCCCUACUCCAUAUACGGCCGUGCAGCGUCCGGAAUGCAUCCUUAAAUCGCUGCGCUCGUCGCGUAGAAAACGGACAGUGAUGAAUGUGAUGACUGACUCUGUGGUUUCCAAGCGUUCCGAAUUUGAUUCAAAUUGUGAUUACCCUUCAAAAAAAUGAAAAUUUAAUUUUUGUUUUAUUUAUGUUUAUUUCUCCGCUUGGAAACACUGGAAAUUCUAAUCUCGAUGGUUCUAGUUGGCGCGAUGCAGUGAUUGAGUGAUAUUCCAGCGGCAGAGCUGGUUCGAUUAAAUUAUUAUCAAGUUGUGAGUGUGAUUUUCAUAUCAUGUCAGGGUACAGAACUCGUUACACGCCCUGAUUAAGAGACUGAUCGUCUGUAAUUCAGCCAUCGUCAUUGUUUCUCUGCACACCCGAUAAUCUGUAGGGUUCAUGAAGCGGGCAAGAAAGAGUAAUGAUAUAUAUAUUUUCAACAAAUUAAGUGCCACACAAUAUUUAUUAUCAGAAUAGCAGCCACCAAGGGCAGCCAGUGAAACAUGUGUGAUGCUCUCUCUCUCUCUUUUUUCCCCGGACGAUCAUUCGUGUUUUCCGAUUCCCCGUUAAUCCAGAUUAAAUAAGUGUCUCUUUUGGAAGAUGUUAAACCAACUAAAAAUACGCUGGCUGCCCUGAAAGCUGAGGCAUUCUCGCUGAAAUGUAAAUAAUAUCCAAAAAGGUUUUGUACAUGUGAUGUACAGAAUUUUUAAUUUGAUAGCUGUCAAGAACCAAAGCCUCCACUUUUUUCCUUAUUUUUCCAUAUCCUAUUCAUCAACACAAAUGCGAAAGUUAAAUUAUCUUUAAAAUAUCUCACAGUGUUCCGAUAUUGAUAAAAAAAAUUGUUGUUUUCGUUUUAGGUGUUUUAAAAAAUUCGUCUCAUGAAAUUUUGUCACCAUUUGUUCCAAUUUUUGAUGUUGAUUUGUUGUUCCUAUUGACAAAACACACAAGCUUCGUAAAAUAAAAAGUUGGUGGACUUAAAACUCAAGAAA